GGGGGAAACGUUUUUCAGUCUUCCAUCCGGUUUUGCUGGAUUGAGUUCUGUGUUGACGAAUCCUCGCCCUUUUUGGGAUUUUUUUUCGCCCCUGAUUUGUGUGACGUCAUUACAUGGAAUACAUUAUAAACUCGGGCUGGGAAUAACCAAGGAAGAACCGUAACCUCAGGCUGAUUUGUUGCGGGAGGUGAUGUGUGCUCGAGUCCGAUUUCCGUCUCGACUUUCUAUAUUAUAUGCUACUGCAUGCCCGGCUGUGUAUAUUAGAGUCCAACGCACACCAGCAUUUUUGGCACCGGGUGAAUAGGAUGCGACAGAAAACCGACCUUGGUUAAAACAGGAUUCACUUCACUGUUGUAUUCUAAACUUUUAUAAUUCGUAGUGACGACAGGGAGUCUAUAUACUCUUAUUGUUACUUCUUCCCAACAAAAACGAAAACUGGUGUGUCGGCAUUCUUACGCAAAUUCUGAAAAAUAACCUUGAAUACAACUCCGCGGCUAUAAUUCAGUCACGGAGAGGAUUCAUCAGUUGCUAAGGUUCGACUAUUCGUAAAGAGAUAUCCGCAUAAACACCCACUGUGGUGUAGAAAGUUGUUAUUUAUUUUACUUAUUUACUCAAUUGUCGCCAGAUCAAAGAAAGAAAUAUCUAUAGUUCGGGCCCAGAUGUUUAUUCAAAAUUCAACCCAAACGUGUUCACAUCUGGGUACCACACAACUCGUUUGCUUAUCCCUAUAGCUGUUUUUUUUUGUUUAGUUAUUAUUAUAGCUUAUACUUGACUACACGAGCAUUUUAGAUUGGAUGUUUGAAGUAGCUACGUGGCAGUCAAAUCGGCUAGUUCACUUCAACCCGCUCGAAGUGCGUAUACUAGUGCUGCCAAGUACAAAUAAGAAAGUAACAAAGGCCUGUAAACCAAUAAUUCGACAGGGUCAUACCGCGGAUACACACCACAGCACCCAGCAAGGGAAUAACGCAAAAUGGAUUCGGUAGACCAAGCCAAAGUGAUUUCCAUGGUCGUCUUGUUUCUCGGGACACUCGUUCUGGGUCUAUUUCCCAUCUGGAUCGUCCGCCGGAUGAAAGACAAAUCGGGCAAUAAAGAAAUGUCUCGAGGAAUCAAAAAUGUCUUGUCCGGAAUGCUCUGCUUCGGUGCAGGUGUCCUGAUGGCCACAGCGCUGACCCAUUUAUUGCCGGAACUUCACGAAGGCAUCACAGAAUUGCAGACAAACGGGACCAUCAAGUCAACACUUCCGUUGGCUGAAAUCUUCUUCAGCGCCGGAUUCUUUCUCGUCUAUCUUUUGGAAGAGUUGGUUCACGUCAUCAUUCACCGGAGAUCUCAUCGCCACGAAAAACCGGAAGUUACAAUCCAUCAAACUGUCGGCAUUUCCGUUGUCCAGCCCAACGAAUUAGAAGACGGCGAGUCGUGCAAUCAGAAAACUAUUUGCCAAUCCAACUGCGAAAAUGGAGAUUCCGAUUCUUCCGGACCCAGCACCAUCUCCGGAAGUGAUCAAGCCAUCGUAGACAACGUGUCUAUCACCAAAAAUCGCACUGCCAGUGUGGUAGUACAUCAUCACGAUCACCACCAUCACGUGAUGGAAGAUGGAAACAGAUCGCUACCUUCCAUUCAAGGCCUUAUCAUCAUUAUGGGUCUCUCAUUACACGAAAUCCUGGAAGGUGUGGCUAUCGGACUGGAAGAGUCCGAAGGGGAUGUCUGGAGUCUUUUCGCCGCUGUUGCAACGCACAAAUUCGUCAUAACGUUUUGCGUGGGAAUGGAUAUGGCUUCGAACGGUGUCAAAACCAGUCUUCAAAUUUCUUACAUGAUUGUUUUAUCGCUUGUCUCUUCAGUCGGAAUCGGAAUUGGAAUGGGACUUUCUAAUGGGACGACGGAUGCGCUCGUUUUGACUUCUCUCGUUCUCCAAGGACUUGCUGGAGGCACGCUGAUCUACGUAGCCUUUUUUGAGGUGCUGGAACGUGAGCGCACCAAACCGUCUAAUAAGCUGAUGCAGUGGGCCACUGUCCUUUUGGGAUAUCUCUUCAUGAUCGGACUGGAAGCUCUGAUUCCUGAGCAUGAACAUGGAGAUGAUCAUGACCAUGGCAAUGACGCCUCCACACUCAGUGUUGCGUCCCUGACGUCGACGAUAGGAUCGCAAUUUGUUGCUGAUUUCCAUGCUCAUCAACACGAUGGACAUGGCAAUGAAGAGUCAGUCUUGAAUUCAUCUCUCGCUUUAAUCGCUUCAAAAGUUCUACACUAGGGUUGAACCCUCUUUUCUGAAAGAACUCGUGAACAUACUAUUUUUUUUUUUAAACAAUUUGAUUAGCUCAAAUACUUUCAUUGAAUGGGCGUUUAUUAUGUCAUUGAAAUUAAUUCACUGGUGGAAUAAUGUUUUAGGAGCUCUACUCAAGAUUCGAUGAUUUUAUCGGAUUUUAUUUACGUUUGUGUGGUGAAUUUGAUUAUGGAAAAUGUUGUUUCAAGAAUAAAUUAACAGUUA
Messenger RNA from Daphnia pulicaria, 2479 nucleotides. RefSeq names its product zinc transporter ZIP3-like. The transcript is spliced from 4 exons. Gene Ontology annotation, molecular function: zinc ion transmembrane transporter activity. Gene Ontology annotation, biological process: zinc ion transmembrane transport. Lineage: Eukaryota; Metazoa; Arthropoda; Branchiopoda; Diplostraca; Daphniidae. Gene Ontology annotation, cellular component: plasma membrane. Bases 971 to 2242 code for a protein of 423 amino acids. The record is from RefSeq and is a predicted model, not a curated record.